AUGCAGUUUCGUGAGACCGCCGCGCCAGAUCUGCGCAGUGCAGGCGACCCGGGUCUGCAUUAUGCCUCGUUCCUAUGGUGUCGUCCCUAUCUGAUGCUAGCACCGGACAGCUGCUUCGUUCUCGAUGAUGGUAACGGUCAUGCAGUAGGAUACCUGCUCGGCGUUCCGGACACCGUCUCGUUUGUGCAAAAGUAUAAGGACACAUAUACUCCGUAUCUGCAGUCACAGGGGUUUGAACAGCCGGGGCCUGACGAGCAGACCGGCUGGAAUGAAAAUCUACCAAACGCACUCAGACAAAUCAUGUUCAGUCCACACUCGAUGCUACAUACAGAAUAUCCUCGACUGAUGGAGCAAUGGCCAGCGCAUAUACACAUCGAUAUAUUAACCCCAUAUCAAAAGCAAGGCUGGGGCCGGCGCUUGAUUGAGCAGUUUUGCGGUGUGGCUAAGGAGCGAGGUGCAAGAGGUGUCCAUCUGCUCAUGGCAGCAGCGAACGACGACGCAGGAAGAUUUUAUCCUCGCGUAGGAUUUUCUCGUUUCCCCUAUGUGAUUGACAACGGGGUCAGUGCUGAGAAAGGCAGAGAUUCCGGCACCAUCUGGUUCGUGAAGUCGUUGUAA
Molecule: messenger RNA, 615 nt
Organism: Cladophialophora psammophila CBS 110553
Lineage: Eukaryota; Fungi; Ascomycota; Eurotiomycetes; Chaetothyriales; Herpotrichiellaceae
Exons: 1
Coding region: 1-615 (204 amino acids)
Biological process (GO): glycoprotein metabolic process
Molecular function (GO): beta-N-acetylglucosaminidase activity; acyltransferase activity, transferring groups other than amino-acyl groups
Source: RefSeq, a predicted model, not a curated record